This is a messenger RNA of Bolinopsis microptera, 960 nucleotides long. RefSeq names its product glutathione S-transferase Mu 1-like. Gene Ontology annotation, molecular function: glutathione transferase activity. The transcript has a single exon. The record is from RefSeq and is a predicted model, not a curated record. Gene Ontology annotation, biological process: glutathione metabolic process. NCBI's taxonomy places the organism in Eukaryota, Metazoa, Ctenophora, Tentaculata, Lobata, Bolinopsidae. Bases 37 to 738 code for a protein of 233 amino acids.
GAAUUUCUUUUAGACUGACUUCAAAUCCUACAGAUCAUGACAAUAACUCUCACGUAUUGGUCUGUUAGAGGCCUGGCUGAACCUAUCAGACACAUCCUGCGAUACCAAGACGAGCCCUGGGAGGAGAACACCCUACAAAUAAGUAACGAGGGGUUUGGGGACUGGAUGAAAAUGAGAGAUGCGGAUGAUAUGCCUUUUGGAAACCUGCCUUUCAUUGAGGAUGACGGCAAGAAAGUAACUCAGAGCAUAACUAUCAUGAGGUAUCUCGGAAGGAAGUUUGGUAUGUUUCCAACUGACCCGGAUGACAUUGUCCUUGCUGAGAUAGUUGAACAGGAGCUAUUCGACCUGCGUAACAAGAUGAGCAGCGCUUGUUACAACCCUUACAAUGCUUUUGGCCCUUUCCCCGGUUCAGAAAUAGGCAAGUUCGACCACGAGUUCCUGAAGGGUCGAUUUGCUCAGCGAGUCAGCGAGAGGGUUCCCAAGUUUAAUAAGAUCCUGACCAAGCCCUUCUUGCUCGGAGACAAACCUUGUUAUGUGGACUUUCUCUUGUACGAGUUUCUCGAUCAUCUGAAGAGUUUCGUGCCCCAUACAUUUGAAGGAAAUGAUAACGUGCUCGCCUUUAUGAAGAGGUUUGAGGAACUGCCAAAUCUGAAGGAAUGGUUUGAAAGUGAAAAGUACAAAGAAGGGAACUACAUUAACGCUCCCAUGGCAGCCUGGCAUGGCGGAAAGAAAGAAUGAUAAAGAUCAUUUCCAAAAUACUGUAAUUUUUCUUGUACCAUUUUCUAAUUGUAACGAUUAUUUGACCAUAAAAUUUGUUACUAAAAUACUCAUUGUAAGAUUGUAGCCUAUAAGUAUAAUAAUUAGAUUUUCAUCAUUAUAUCAUCAAAUAUUGUUGAAAGAUUGUAAAAUUUUAAGCAAUGUUAUAUGUAUAUUAUAAAAACAUCUUAUUAACUCAAGAUA